AUGGCUGCGGCGGCGAAUAACAACAACAGUAAUAAUAAUUCGGCGGCGGUGGCGGGCGCGGUGGAGGAGGAGGUAGCUCGGGUAGUGGAACAAGCGAAGGAGUUGCAAGAAACCGCUGCUUCUUUAAUUGCAAAAACUUCGCAUGAUGAACAAUCUCUUCGCCAAAAAGCUCUUUCUCUUGAAUCUUCUAUUCGCCGUUGCCGUUCUCUCCUUGACCGCAACAAUGACCUCGCUCCAAAAUUAGCUGCCAAGGCAAUUAGAUUGCAUCUUGAAGAAGAUUUACAGAAAGCAAGAUGUAUUAUAGCUGAAGGAGAUGCUUCUGCUUUUCUUCCUUCAAAGCCUCAAGGGCGGUUUCUAAGAAUGUUUCUGGGACCAAUUAAUGUGCGUGCGUCUCGCAAAGAUGUGCAAUUGAAGGUUAAAGAGGAGUAUAACAGUUACAGGGAUAGGACUGCACUUUUGUUUCUACUUUUCCCAUCGGUUUUACUGUGUUUAAGAUCUUGGGUCUGGGAUGGGUGCUUGCCUACCUUUCCAGUUCAAUUGUAUCAGGCUUGGCUACUGUUUCUCUACACUGGAUUGGCUUUGAGAGAGAACAUAUUGAGAGCCAAUGGAAGUGAUAUUCGUCCAUGGUGGAUAUACCAUCACUAUUGUGCUAUGAUUAUGGCCCUUGUUAGUCUCACAUGGGAGAUUAAAGGACAGCCGAAUUGCGCUCAAAAACAGAGAGGGGUACAACUGUUCUUGCAAUGGGCCAUGAUGCAAGGAGUUGCAAUGCUUUUGCAGAAUAGAUAUCAACGCCAGAGACUCUAUACUCGUAUCGCAUUGGGAAAGGCUAAGCGAAUGGAUGUUGUCUGGGGAGAAACAGCUGGUGUGGAUGGGCAAUUGUGGCUGUUGUGUCCUAUCCUCUUCGUUUUGCAGAAUUCUAUCAGCUGCUUAGAGCUUUCCAAAAGCUGGAAUUGGGUUAAUGUUGUUCAAUUGAUCUCAUUUCUACCAAAUUCUAAGGUUUCAAAAUGGGCUGGAAAUUCUAGUUUAAUCAUGAGUGGCUCAUUUGAGUUGGCAGACUUUGCGCUUCUUCAACAAAGGAUCAGCUAUCAUCCUCUUCAGUUGCACUUUUGUUUGAAGGAAAUUGACAAAACAUUAGGCUUUUCAAAUGAUAAUGCAAUUAGUAUGUCUACUACUAGCAAAUUUAACUUCCGAAUUGUUGAAGGUUUUGAGGCAUAUGUUGGACUACAAUUACUCAGGACUGCAUUCAAUGGGGUCACCUCUGAGUGGCAGGUUAUUUCCUGUGGUGUCCUUUUGGUUUUCAUGGCAGUUGGGAACUUCUUAAACACAGUACAGACACUAAUGGUGAAAUCAAGGUUUAAGGCAAAAAUGAAAAGAAGUAAGAGCAAGCAGGAAUUGGAUUGA
Messenger RNA from Dovyalis caffra, 1401 nucleotides. NCBI's taxonomy places the organism in Eukaryota, Viridiplantae, Streptophyta, Magnoliopsida, Malpighiales, Salicaceae. The record is from the annotation of a GenBank genome assembly.